Molecule: messenger RNA, 1266 nt
Organism: Aspergillus clavatus NRRL 1
Lineage: Eukaryota; Fungi; Ascomycota; Eurotiomycetes; Eurotiales; Aspergillaceae
Product: serum paraoxonase/arylesterase family protein
Exons: 2
Coding region: 1-1266 (421 amino acids)
Source: RefSeq, a predicted model, not a curated record
AUGCUGGGUCUAUUGAACCUGGCCUUGCUGGCCGUUCUGGUCGCGAUGCUCUACGGCCCGGUGUCUCGCCAGAUUACCAUUCUCGGAGUCCUGCGACAUCCCGCCCCUCUGGUCCUUGCUGAGGGGCAGGGCUUCUACAAGAUCGAGGAUACGAUGCAAUGCGAGGAUCUGCACUACUGGUCGCCCACGAACAAGGUCUUUGCGGUCUGUGAGGACUCGGUGCUGCCGCGCUUCAAGUGGUUUCCUCCCGUGGGGAACUUUGAAGGGCCCGCGACGACGACGGGCUCGAUCCAUGUUAUUGAUCCGCAGACCAUGAAGGCGAGUCGGCUCGCGUUCGAGAACUUCGCGGGCCCCUUUGUGACGCAUGGAUUCGAUGUCAUCGAGGAUCCGGAAACCCCCAACGCCGUGUAUAUCUUUGCAGUGAACCAUCUGUCCAAUCCGGACUUCUACCAGGCCGCUGCGGUCGGCGAGGAUGUCCCCCGCGCACGGUCGCAGGUCGAGCUCUUCCACCAUGUCUUGGAGUCGAGCACGGCCCGACAUGUUCGUUCUAUCCGGAACCCACUGAUCGCGACGCCGAAUGAUAUCUACGCGGAGAGCCCGAAUUCCUUCUUUGUCACCAAUGACCAUCUCUACCGUACGGGCUACAAACGGAUGAUCGAGGAUGUCCUUCCCCUGGCCAAGUGGUCCAGCACCAUCCACGUGCAGAUCCACGACUUCAACGCCGAAGAUGCCGCCGCUGGCAUUGACGCGACCGUAGCGCUCACCGGACUGUACAACAACAACGGCUUGGGCCAUGGCAAGACCAAAGACGAGAUGCUGGUCGUCAGCUGUAUGGGAGGAACGCUGUAUCGCGCCCAUGCGAACAGCGGCAACCAUACGAUAACCCUGGGAGAUGCGAUUCGCCCAGGCGGCCAGUUCGACAAUCCUAGCUACUACUCGGAUCCAUAUCGCACCGCGUCCCACGACGCCAGUGGCUACGUGCUGGGGGGCAUGGCACGUCCCGUUGACCUAGCGAAACACCACAGUGAUCCCGCGGCCAAAGACGGGGCGAUUGUGUUCUACGUGCGGCCCAAAUCUGGCUCAGGUGCAGCAGCAACAGAAUGGGAGUCGCGCGUCAUCUUUCAGGACGAUGGGACUCUCAUCCGGACCGCUAGCUCGGCCGUCCUGGUGCCGAUUGAGACCCAAACUGGACAGAAGAAGAAAGCAUGGUUGUUUGUGAGUGGCUUCUUCUCCGAGAGCGUUAUUGCCGUGGAGGUUGAGCUGUAG